This is a messenger RNA of Aspergillus puulaauensis, 726 nucleotides long. RefSeq lists its product as uncharacterized. The transcript has 2 exons. The coding region runs from base 1 to 726 and encodes 241 amino acids. NCBI's taxonomy places the organism in Eukaryota, Fungi, Ascomycota, Eurotiomycetes, Eurotiales, Aspergillaceae. The record is from RefSeq and is a predicted model, not a curated record.
AUGGUCACUUGCUACACCCGGGAUGGAAAUGAGGACCCAACUCGUUUUCCCUGCUCAGCGGACGGGAACCCCGCCCAGUGCUGCGAUGAAGGCGACUACUGUGCCACCAACGGUCUCUGCAUCCGCCCAAGGGACAAUGGCGACGUCGGCUACUUCCAAAACACCUGCACUGACCCGGACUGGAUUGAUGGCUCUGUCCCAACAUGCCCGACCCAGUGUGCCGAUAUUCGCAACGCUGGAAAUGGCGUGACUACCUGCGGCAGCGAGAAAUUCUGCUGCACCGGAUUCAGCGGCUGCGACUGCAACAACUCUACGCAGACCUUCUCCAUGGAAGCUGUCGUUCGGGCCAACACCCAGACCGUUGGACCCGGCAGCCUCCCCACCUCCUCAUCAACACCAACUUCAACCUCCACUCCCUCACCAACAGCCUCCCCAGCGGAAGGCAGCUCCGGCGGGGACAGCAACAACCUCGGCGUCGGCCUGGGUGUCGGGCUAGGCGUGGGAAUCCCACUGGUCGCAGGCGCACUCGUUGCCUUCUGGUUCUUCCGCCGGCGAAAGCGCGCUGCUACGGCAGGGCCCGGUGCGUCAGGGCACACGGAGAACUUCACGCCGACGCCGCAGGAUAAGAGGUUCGCGCAGCAGCAGGCCGGCCCUCCUUUGCCGCCGCAGGAGUUGCCCUCGGACGAACAUGUUCGGACGCGGGGACCUCUUCAGGAGAUGCAGUAG